Drosophila erecta is the source of this 657-nucleotide messenger RNA. RefSeq names its product cuticle protein CP14.6 (gene Cpr49Ag). Gene Ontology annotation, molecular function: structural constituent of chitin-based larval cuticle. Bases 95 to 499 code for a protein of 134 amino acids. Gene Ontology annotation, cellular component: chitin-based extracellular matrix. The record is from RefSeq and is a predicted model, not a curated record. The transcript is spliced from 2 exons. Lineage: Eukaryota; Metazoa; Arthropoda; Insecta; Diptera; Drosophilidae.
AUAAAAAGCCCGGCUCUCGAUUGGGCAGUCAACAGUCGCUCGCUGGAUACCGCCCACACUUAUCACUCCGCGACAGGAUAUACACCCCCUCAAUAUGUACAAGUUGGUCUUCCUCGUCUGCUCCGCCAUGCUGCUCAGCUAUGUCCUGGCCAGGCCCCAGGAUCAGCGGGCCGCAGGGGUCAGUCCCACGUCGACGACCACAGCUGCCACCAUUGUGAAGCAGGAUAAUGUGAACAACGCCGACGGCAGCUUCAACAGCAGCUACGAGACCUCGAACGGAAUACGCGUGGAGAACAUUGGCUAUCUGAAAAAGAUCAUCGUUCCCAAGACCGAGACCUCCGAUGGCCAGGUGAUCGACGAGCACGAGGAACUCGUGCUGGUUCAGACCGGAUCCUACAGCUACAGCGAUCCCGAUGGCAACCUCAUCACCCUGCGCUACGUGGCCGAUGAGAAUGGAUUCCAGCCGGAGGGUGACCAUCUGCCGGUGGCCCCUCAAUAGUUUUACACACAUAUGUCCAUAGAGUCCCUGUAAUAUUUCGCUUGAAAGUAUUAUGCACUGCCUGAAUGCCAUACGAAAUUGAAAUGCCUACAUUCCGUAGUUAGUCUUAAGCAAACACACACCGAAAUAAAUAUUGGAAACGAUAAUGAAAACGACAA